Molecule: messenger RNA, 960 nt
Organism: Orbilia oligospora ATCC 24927
Lineage: Eukaryota; Fungi; Ascomycota; Orbiliomycetes; Orbiliales; Orbiliaceae
Exons: 1
Coding region: 1-960 (319 amino acids)
Source: RefSeq, a predicted model, not a curated record
AUGAGCACCUCAGACCGCAAGACUAAAACUACAGACAACCUAAAUUAUAUUCUUGCGCGCCGAACGUUUGCUGACGUCUGGUUAGCUCUAUCUGUCGAUCUACACCUUACUAUAAAGCACGUCGCCGCCGCUGGGAAACGGAUCUUCGCACAGUUGUCUCAAAAAUUCGGCGGGAACUGGCUUACGGAACCAAUCGACCUCAUAUGGGCUAGAGGCCUAUGUAAUGCCUACAAUAUCCCACUCAAGAGUUCCGUGAACCUCCGCCCAGACCAGAUCUCCACAGAAAAACUUCCUUGCUUUCAGCCAACUGAAGAAGAAAUUAGCGAACUUCGGCGCUUUCUCGCGGAUUUCCUAAGCGAAUCUAUCGACAACUACUCUAUUACGUCGCAGAAAUACGAUGAUGCCCAUAUGCAGCGGUUUGGAAUCGAAAAAGCUACGAUAACUAUCAAAAACUUUCUUAUGGCCGACACAUACUACCCUCGGAAAUUCGGGCUCCUCAAAAUUUUCAACCCUGGGGAUCAUGUUUCCUGUUUCGAAUUCAUCUUCCAAUUAGCUAUUCAUAACCCUUUUAUACAUAGCCGAAACCCACCUUUUUUAAAUAUCCUCAGAGAAUUACCGCCGAAGCAUUCUAUUGAAGGAAGAUUACUCGAGCACCCCCAGGCUCCAUCGAUUUGGCAGACACAUACUAGAGUGGCUAAAGAGCUCACUAUUCCUAUCGACACCAUGCAACCCGAGCCACUAAUAUCCCGCAACAUAUCUGAAAGUCCGCGGAGCGGCCAAUCUACAGACCAUUUUAAGACUUAUCUACAAAGAUGCACGGGUGUUGCGGCUAAGAUACGAAAGAGAGACCCCCGCCAAUCAGUAAACCCCCGUAAGACAAAGAGACUAGCCAGCCAAUCUAUUUUGCAGCCAAGGGGUGUCCGAUCGAAGUUAGCUACGGCUUUCACACCACAAGACUAA